Messenger RNA from Perognathus longimembris pacificus (Pacific pocket mouse), 986 nucleotides. RefSeq names its product V-set and transmembrane domain containing 5 (gene Vstm5). Lineage: Eukaryota; Metazoa; Chordata; Mammalia; Rodentia; Heteromyidae. The transcript has 4 exons. Gene Ontology annotation, cellular component: axon; dendrite; plasma membrane. Gene Ontology annotation, biological process: positive regulation of excitatory synapse assembly; filopodium assembly. Bases 86 to 688 code for a protein of 200 amino acids. The record is from RefSeq and is a predicted model, not a curated record.
CGGAGCGGCGGGGCCGGCGCCCGCGGGAGCCCGGGGCGCGGCGACCCGGGCAGCCCCGCCCGGCCCUCUCUCGCUGUCCGCGCCCAUGUGGCCCCCGGCGCGCUGGGCGAGGACGAACCGCUAUGGCCUCCUGGCGCUCCUCGCCCUCUGCGUGGCCGCAGCCCGCUGUCUUCAAAGCCAGGGCGUGUCACUGUACAUUCCCCAGUCAACCAUCAAUGCCACCGUGGAGGAAGACAUCCUGCUGUCUGUGGACUACGCCUGCCAUGGGGUGCCCACCAUCGAGUGGAGGUACAGGUCCAGCUGGGGAGCACAGAAGAUUGUGGAGUGGAAACCAGGGACUCCAGCCAAUGUCUCCCAAAGCCACAAGGACAGAGUUUGCACUUUCGACAAUGGCUCCAUCCAGCUCUUCGGUGUGGGAGUGCGGGACUCCGGCUACUAUGUCAUCACUGUGACUGAGCGCCUGGGGAGCAGCCAGUUUGGCACCAUCAUGCUGCAGGUGUCUGAGAUUCUUUAUGAAGACCUUCACUUUGUUGCUGUCUUCCUUGCCUUGCUGGGUGCGGUGGCUGCAGUGUUGAUCAGCUUCAUGUGGGUGUGUAACAGGUGUGCAUACAAAUUCCAGAGGAAGAGAAGACACAAACUCAAAGAAAGCACAACUGAGGAAGUCGAGCUGCAGGAUGUUGAAUGUUAGUCACAGCUGGGCCCAAUUAUUUUGCUACCUCAAGAGGAAAGCUUUAUUUCCCAAUGUAACAAACAAACAGCCAAUCCAUUCUUCAUUAUCCUGUGCUCGUGUCACCUAAGCCAUUGCUAAUGAGACGGAUAGAAGGGAAAUUGACAACAUGGAGUUGAAGACUGUGGGUUGAACAAAUUCAGGGUUUUGGACUUGCAAGAAGCUCAUGGAGUAGCUUUGAUGCAUAGCUUUGCUUGGCUGCAGCUUCAAGGCCAUGUCCAUACCCAUGACUAUCUGAUACUGCUCUUGACUCAAAUGG